AUGGAACUCUUCCAGCUCCUUCCUCUCUCUUCCAGCUCUUUGGAACUCUCUUCCAGCCUCUCUGGACUAUCUCUUCCUUGCUUGCUCCAGCUCCUUGCUUAUGAACUCCUUCCAGCUCCUUGUUUAAGGCUCUCUUCCUGCUCUUUGCUUAUGGAACUCUCUUCCCCUCCUUCCAGCUCUCCCAGCUCUCUUCUGGAACUCUCUUCCUUCCCAGCUUGCUUAUGGAACUCUCUUCCAGCUCCUUGCAUGUUCUCUUUCAGCUCUUUGCCUAUCCUCUCUCUUCCAGCUCCUUGCAUAUGGAACUCUCUUCCAGCUCUGCUUAUGGAACCUCUUCCAGCUCCUUGCUUAUGGAACUCUCUUCCAGCUCCUCCAGCUCUUUUGCUAGAACUCUCUUCCAGCUCUUUGCAUGGACUCUCUUCCAGCUCUUGCUUAUGGAACUCUCUUCAGCUCCUUAACUCUCUUCCUCCUUGCUUAUCUCUUCUCUCUUCCUCCUUGCUUAUGGAACUCUCUUCCAGCUCUUUGCUUGUGAACUCUCUCUUUGCAUAUGGAAUUCAGCUCCUUGCUUAUAAAAAUUCUCUCUUCCCUCCUUCUUUGCUUAUGGAACUCUCUCCAGCUCCUUUGCUUAUGGAAUUCUCUUCCAGCUCCUUGCUUAUGGACUCUCUUCCAGCUCUUUCUAUGGAACUCUCUUCCAGCUCCUUGCAUAGAAAUUCUCUUCCAGCUCCUUGCAUAUGGAACUCUCUUCCUGCUCUUUGCUUAUGGAACUCUCUUCCAGCUCUUUGCUUAUGGAACUCUCUCUCUUUGCCAUGGAACUCUCUUCCAGCUCCUUUCUUAUGGAACUCUCUUCUCUUCUUUCCAGCUCGCAUGGAACUCUUUCCAGCUCCUUUUGUCUCUUCCAGCUCUUUCUUCUCUUUCUUCUCCUUGCUUAUGGAACUCUCUUCCAGCUCUUUUCCAGCUUUUGCUUAUGGAACUCUCCAGCUUCUCCUUUUGCAUGGAAUUCUCUUUUUCCUUGCUUAUAAAACUCUCUUCCAGCUCUUUGCUUAUGGAACUCUCUUUCCUUGCUUAUGGAACUCUCUUCCAGCUCCUUGCUUAUGGAACCUCUUCCAGCUCCUUGCUUAUGGAACUCUCUUCCCGUCCUUGCUUAUGGAACUCUCUUCCAGCUUCCUGCUCUUUGCUUAUGGAACUCUCUUUUCUCCUUGCUUAUGGAGAACCUCUUCUCCUUGCUCUUUGCUUAUGGAACUCUCUUCCAGCUUUUGCUCCUCUUCCAGCUCCUUUGCUUUAUGGAAUUCUCUUCCAGCUCCUUGCUUAUGGAACUCUCUUCCAGCUCUUUGCAUAUGGAAUCUCUUUCCAGGUCUUCCAGCUCUCUUCUCCUUGCUUAUGGAAUUCUCCUUGACUCUUCCAGCUCUCUUCUCUUGCUUAUGGAACUCUCUUCCAGCUCCUUGCUUAUGGAACUCUCUUCUCCUUUCCAUAUGGAACUCUCUCUUCUUUGCUUAUGGAACUCUCUUCCAGCUCCUUGCAUAUGGAAUUCUCUUCCAGCUCCUUGCUUAUAAAAUUCUCUUCCAGCUCCUUGCUUAUGGAACUCUUCUCCUUGUUUGCUCUCUGCUCCUUGCAUAUGGAACUCUCUCCAGGAACUCUCUUCUCCUUUGCUUAUGGAAUUCUCUUCCACUCCUUGCUUAUAAUUCUCUUCCAGCUCCUUGCUUAUGGAACUUCUUCUUCUCCUCCUUGCUUAUGGAACUCUCUUCCAGCUCCUUGCUGCUCUCUUGUCCAUUGCUUGCUUAUGGAACUCUCUUCAGCUCCUUGCCGAAUUGGAACUCUUCCAGCUCUUUGCUUAUGGAACUCUCUUCCAGCUCCUUGCUUAUGGAAUCUCUUCCAGCUCCUUGCAAAUAG
Molecule: messenger RNA, 1884 nt
Organism: Acanthosepion pharaonis
Lineage: Eukaryota; Metazoa; Mollusca; Cephalopoda; Sepiida; Sepiidae
Source: the annotation of a GenBank genome assembly